Messenger RNA from Ceraceosorus guamensis, 3352 nucleotides. RefSeq names its product Nop14-like protein. The record is from RefSeq and is a predicted model, not a curated record. The transcript has 2 exons. NCBI's taxonomy places the organism in Eukaryota, Fungi, Basidiomycota, Exobasidiomycetes, Ceraceosorales, Ceraceosoraceae. Gene Ontology annotation, cellular component: nucleolus; Noc4p-Nop14p complex; small-subunit processome. Gene Ontology annotation, biological process: maturation of SSU-rRNA. Bases 198 to 3155 code for a protein of 985 amino acids.
CGAUCCGCCAAAACACCACUCGCCAGCUUUUUCGCUGAUCGCGAUUUGCCCCAUUUCACAAUCAGCUCGCUCCGACACUCAACCUUGCGUGCUUUGUGCAGUCCUCCAGCCAGGCAAACAAACUCGUCAGUCAUAAUUGCCGCCACCACACACUGAUAGGCACGGCAGCAUCAUCAGAUUCCUGACACCGUGCUGCAAUGGCCAAGGGGUCUCAGCUCAAGCAGCUUAAAGCGCGCCUCUCCUCGGAUGGAAUCAAAGAUAAGCGACAGAAUAGUGCUGCAUCGCGGAAAAGGAAAUCCUCAUCCACAUCAGCCGGUGCGGUUCAGAAAGCGGCAGAGGAGGCACGUAGAGGAGCGCUAGCGCGGAUUCGCAGUGAUGCCACAUUCAACCCUUUCGAGGAGAGGAUCACCAAGCCAAAGCAUGAGGUGCUUGGCCGACAUCUCAAGGGGGUGACGGGUCGGCCUGGCGUGUCCAAGUCGACUGCGCUAGACCAAAGAAGGCAGAAGCUGCUACCGGAGAUUCAAGGUAGACAUCGUAGCGGAACAUUCAUCGAUAGGCGCUUUGGAGAGGGUGACGCUAAUCUGACACCUGAAGAGAGAGCUUUAGAGCGAUUCACAAGAGAAAGGCAGAACAGGGCGAGGGCUGGUGACGUAGGCGGCAAGAAGAGCCUGUUCAAUCUUGAUGAUGGUCCCGAAGAUCGCUUGACGCAUUACGGCCAAAGCCUCAAUGUUGAUGACAUGGAGGACGAUGGGCUGGGCCUCGGUGGUUUCGACGAUGAGGAUGAGCAUGGCGGUAUCGAUCGCGCCACCACUUCCAAGCUCAACUUUGGGGGCUUCGAUGACGAAAAUAACGAUGAUGAUCCUGAUCGCAAAAAGAGCAAGUACGAGGUCAUGCAGGAAGUCAUGGCAAAGUCAAAACUGGCUAAGCUUGAGAGGCAGCGUGCCAAGGAGAAGGAUGAUGAUUUGCGCAUGGAGCUGGACGAUGACUUUGCGUCACUGCGCGAAGCUCUGUUUGGCCCAGCGCAAGAUUAUACCGAAGCAUUACGCGAAGCGGAGAGGACUGCGACAGAGCCUGAAGCUGAGGGCAGGCAAGCGAAAGCGAAAGUCUCCGAUGCCGAUGGGAAUGCUCAAAAACCUGCCCGAGUUGAACGAGAGAAGUCGGAAGAGUACGACGCUUUUGUCCGCGAACUGGCUUUUGAUCGCAGAGCGCAGCCACAGGACAGACUUAAGACGGCCGACGAGCUAGCAGCGGAAGAAGCGGAAAGGCUGAGAAUCGCCGAAGAUGCUAGAUUAAGACGCAUGCGAGGCGAGAUGGUACCGGAUGGCGGGAUCACAAAUCGCAGAGCACCAGGUGCCGACGACCUAGAUGACGACUUGGACUUAGAUUUGGGUAACGCUGCAGACGUCUAUGGUCUUGGUCCCGGACUUGGAGACGCUCGGGACGAGGAGGAAGAGGAUGAUCGGCAAAGGUCUGACCUGGAUGAAAGCGAUGACGACAAUGGGAGCGAUCAGAGCGGCGAUGAGGGCUCGCCUGAGGAGGAAGAUAUGGACAAUUUUGAAGACAUGGAAGAGCUCGCCAGCAGCGAAGAGGCUCAAGGAUCGGAAGCUCAAGUGGACCUCAUUGGCAACAAUCCGACUUCUUCUGUCCCCUCGAAAGCCAACAAGGGCUCCUCGUUACAGGGUGCUGAAGGUCCGAGCUCUUCGCUACCCUACACGUUUUCUUGCCCAGCGACGCACGAGGAUUUCCUCGAUUUGCUGUUGUCCAAUGGAAUCAGCGCUUCAGAUGUACCGACAGUCGUGCAGCGUAUUCGAGCGCUGUACCAUGCUAGUCUUGGUAUCGAUAAUAAGCACAAGUUAGCAGCGCUACUCGGUGUCUUGCUGGAGCACUGCCUUCAUUGCUCACUUGAUGCAUCGGCCGGUGGUUUCAAGACAGUCGCAAAUCUGCUCCCUCACAUCCAUGAGCUGUCCCAGACUUACCCAACAAUUGCGGCGCAGCAUUUUGUGGGUAAACUCAACAUCAUGCACAAGAAUAUGGGACGAGGCGUUGCGAAGGGCGCGCUGGACGAGAACGCAAGGACGUGGCCAGGACCCGCGGAAUGCGCACUUCUCAGGAUCACUGCUCAGGUGUUCCCUACCUCCGACAGGUCUCAUCCAGUCGCUACACCUAUGGCCCUACUGAUAGCACAGUAUCUCGCCCAUUGCAGGAUCAGAACGUUGUCGGAUCUCGCCUCUGGUCUUUUCCUUGCUUCUUUGGUGGCGUCCAAUGAGAGACAGUCUAAGCGGAUCUUUCCGGAGUCCCUGAACUUCCUGCACCAGGCUAUCGCUGUUUUGACUCUGGGUUCACCGACUGGCAAGGCUCUGAAGCGUGCAGAAAGCAUCAAGCAUGCAUUUGGCAUCCCUGCACCUGAUCUUGGUGCGGCGCACACUGCUCAUUUGGCACUGACAAAAGAGGAAGUCGCUUCUCUGAAGAGCGAAGGCACAUCAGCAUCACGACCUGCCGACCUCUUGCACCUGUUGGCCUUCAAGUCCUCAAAGUCAGCGAGACACGACGCAAAAGAAAGGGGCGAAGUCAAGGCAUUACUUCUUCAUCAAGCAUUUGCCCUGGUCGAAGCUUUUGCGCAGCUAUAUGACGGUAGCGUAGCUUACGUCGAGCUGAUGCAACCAUACGAAGAGCUUAUGGCUUGCAUCGAUGCAGCACAUAUCAAUUUGCCCACUUCGUUGCAGACUCGUGCGUCGACUUUGCGCGCAACACUCUCAAUUGCCCUUGCUCGAGCGUCACAAAAUCGUCGAGCCUUGAGGUUGCAAGCGCACCGUGCCAUUCCGCUUGCUUCGCAAGUGCCCAAGUUCGAUCUCGGCGGCUUCGAUCCGACACGCAAGUCCAGCCGCGUCUUUGAUCCAGAUCCUGAGAGAGCGGAAGCGGCCAAGCUGCGUGCACUCGUCAAGAAGGAGAAGAAGGGCGCGGUUAGGGAGCUGCGAAGAGACGCCGCUGCUGUUGCGGAACAGCGCAGGAGGGACAACAAGGAAGAAGAGGAUAGAUAUGAGAAAUGGACCAGAAGGGUCACUGGUAGCUUGCAGGACGAGGAACAUCAGGACAAGCUGUUCAGGAAAGAAAAGGAGAAAAUCAAAAGAGAGCGCAAAAGGCAGAAUGCCAAGUAAUUCCACCCGUGUACUUGUUCAAUACGUAUUCUCCUUCCGCCCGUACCGCAUGGCCGGCAUCUUUCAGCAACGUGAUUGUUGCAUGACAGCGAUAGCGUGUAUUGUAUAGCAUGUCAUUCGCGUGGACGAUUCCCACCAUGUGCGAGAAGGUGCACAGAAUUUGGGAAGCCACGAGUGAAGGCGCGCCAAAAGACCUC